AUAGGGGGCGUGGGCGGGCCUCCAGCGAGAGGCGGGAAGCCAGCCGGGUAGCUGGGGUCGUCUAAAACGGGAUGAGAAGAGGGACUCGGGAAAACGGAGUUAAGAUAACAAGGAGGGAAAAAAAGAGACUUAGAAGCAGGAAUUAGAUAAAGCAGGCCGGGCGAUCUUGGGUAACAGCUGGCCACUGUGGAGAGAGAACAUUUCUCUAAAUGAACGAUCAGUCACCUGGGACGGAACAGGUUGCAGAGCAGAGACAUCUUAGGGACCCACCAACACCUUCACUUCGAGUAGUAGGACACAAGUCAGACAAAACAUUACCGCUGGGGUUGAGGACUUCCUAGCAUUUUCCUGUUCAAUGGAAAGCUGUGUUUUGAGCUACAUCACCUAUAAGAGGAUUGCGGCUAGUCAGAUAGCGCUGGUGUCUUUCCCAAGCCCAUGAGAACCUCAAGUUGUGCCGGGCAUUUAUCCAAAUGUAUUGUUGGGGCAUCGCUUGAAAACAUUGGAGAAGAAGAGGAGGAGAAUGAGGAGGAGGAAAAUGAAAUUAAUUCAUCUGCUGAAGUUUCUAGUGAGCCAAAGGAGGGAACCUACCAAAUAGUGGGUACCCUUUCUAAACCAGAGAGUGUCAAACCAUAUUUUGCAGAGGAAAUAUUUGCAAUUCUAACUAUUUGUUUCCCCCAGAACUCUUCACGAGAAGAGCUCUUAAGUCACCUGCUCGAGUGUGAGAUUAUAUUAUACAACAUCACUGAGGAUGCAAAUCAGAUUGAAGAAGCAACAUGGGCUGCUUCUGCCCUACACAUGGAAAUAGAGCAUUUUGCAACACCAAAAUUAUUCAUCCUCAUUUCAACAAUUAUGAGCUGGGCAAAGAGCAAACCCCCUGACCCUGAAGAUCCUGAGAUCCCGUUUACUGAUGAAGAUUAUCGCAAAAGAAAAGCUCAUCCUAACUUUGUGGAUCACAUAAAUGCUGAAAAACUGGUUCUCAAACUUGGGAAAACUAACAAACAUAAAUUUUCAACUUACAUUGUUGCCUCAGGACAUCAAUAUGGAGCUGAGGAAGGAGUCUUGCACUACUUUUUUAAGACAGGUUGGCUUAGUGAGGCUCCUACAUUACCUGUUUUUGGAGAUGGAAACAAUUUCAUUCCAACAAUUCAUGUUGUUGAUUUAGCAGCAGUGGUCCAAAAUAUAGCAGACCGCAGACCAAAAUCUCACUAUGUACUUGCAGUAGAUGCAUCUAUGCACACCCUUCAAGAAUUAAUCCAGUGCAUCAGUAAAAAUGUUGGACCAGGAAAAAUUGAGAAUAUUCCAAAAGAAAAUGCAUUCCUGAGUAAAGAGUUAACACAAAUGCAUUUGGACAUGUUGCUUGUGAAUCUGCGAAUGGAAUCUAUGUUUCUGAAUGAGAUUUUCAACAUUAAGUGGGUUUCUCAGGCAGGACUGGUGGAGAACAUUGAACAAAUUGUCAAGGAAUACAAGCAAAGUCGGGGAUUACUGCCUCUUAAAAUUUACAUUCAUGGUCCUCCUGGGGUUGGCAAAUCUACCAUCGCUGAAGAGCUCUGCAAGCACUACAAACUACAUCACAUUAAGAUAAAUGAUGUGAUUUCUGAAACAAUAGCAAAUCUGGAGAGAAUUGUGGCUCCCAAAGAAACAGACUCUGACCAUGUGGAAGAACAGGGGGAAAAUAAUGAAGAGGAGGAGGGUAUAAAUGUAAAAGCAGCACAUGAGUUAUUAGCUACAGUAAAAGAAAGCAUGAAGGAGAAUGCAGGUCAUCUAGAAGAUCAGUACAUUGUUCAAUUUAUAAAGGAUAAGCUAAAAUCUAUGCCUUGUAGGAAUCAGGGGUAUGUUUUAGAUGGGUUUCCGGAGACCUAUGAGCAGGCAAAAGAUCUUUUUAACUUGGAAAAUGAAGACAUUAAAAGAAAAAUACCUAAAUUUGACAAAUUAAUCAUACCUGAAUUUGUUAUUUCUUUGACUGCAUCUGAUGAAUUCCUUAUAAACAGAAUAAUAAAUCUGCCAGAGAGAAUUGUUGCUGGAACUCAUUACACCCAGGACCAGUUUUUGCCAUCUCUGAGCCUCUUCAGAGAGUUUAACACAGAUGAUACAACUGUUCUCAACUAUUUUGAUGAACUUGAAAUACAUCCUCAGAUCAUUGAUGUAGCCAAACUUGAAGAUCCCGAAAACAGAUUUAUUCUGAAAGAGAUAAUCAAAGAAAUUGGAGAACCUCGGAAUUAUGGUUUGACAGAUGAAGAAAAGGAGCAAUUGGAACACAAGGCAGCUGAAGAACGCAUUGUCAAAGAAGCUCAAGAAAAAGCUGAACGAGAGCGUGAAGAAGCUAAAGAAAGAGCUGAAAGAAUGGCAAAAUGGGAAGAGUGGAAUAAAAAUCUGGAGGAAGUGAAAAGACAAGAACAAGAGUUAUUGGAGGCCCAGUCCAUUCCACUACGUAACUAUUUAAUGAAGAAUGUCAUGCCAACACUUAUGCAAGGGAUAAAUGAAUGCUGUAGGAUCAGACCAGAUGAUCCUGUCGAUUUUCUGGCAGAAUUUCUCUUCAAGAACAGUCCUGGUACUGAAUGAGAUGUUAAAUACUAAAAGCUGCAGAAAUUGUGAAAGGAAGAAUAUUCUCAAUACAUUUAAAAUAAAUUAGCUUCAGAAUUUUUGUUCAGGCUUUCUA
Pogoniulus pusillus (Red-fronted tinkerbird) is the source of this 2656-nucleotide messenger RNA. It is a transcript of the gene AK7, whose product is annotated as adenylate kinase 7. The transcript has 18 exons. Gene Ontology annotation, biological process: nucleobase-containing compound metabolic process. The record is from RefSeq and is a predicted model, not a curated record. The coding region runs from base 436 to 2559 and encodes 707 amino acids. Gene Ontology annotation, cellular component: cytoplasm. Lineage: Eukaryota; Metazoa; Chordata; Aves; Piciformes; Lybiidae. Gene Ontology annotation, molecular function: AMP kinase activity; ATP binding; nucleoside diphosphate kinase activity.